Vollenhovia emeryi is the source of this 3314-nucleotide messenger RNA. It is a transcript of the gene TTLL5, whose product is annotated as tubulin polyglutamylase TTLL5. Gene Ontology annotation, cellular component: cilium. NCBI's taxonomy places the organism in Eukaryota, Metazoa, Arthropoda, Insecta, Hymenoptera, Formicidae. The transcript has 16 exons. Bases 468 to 2915 code for a protein of 815 amino acids. Gene Ontology annotation, biological process: microtubule cytoskeleton organization; protein polyglutamylation. The record is from RefSeq and is a predicted model, not a curated record. Gene Ontology annotation, molecular function: tubulin-glutamic acid ligase activity; tubulin binding.
UGGCAUGCCUUAUUCUGGAAAGCCUGAUCCGGACCUGUUAGUGCUUGGAUCAGGGUUGCCGUAUUAUGGCAUUCUCUGUCAGCGCCACAAUGAGGGCUGCUUUAUUAGCGCCUGAUCGAGGAAAUCUUUAUGCGACCCUGAUCAGGUUUUGUCUAAAAUUUUCUAUCGAACGUGCUCACGCAUCAUUUUGAAAUUGCAUGCAGAUGGCGUGCUGCAUGAGAGAAGUGAGAGAAAGUAGAUUAAGAUAUUCGAAGUGUGCGAGGGAGAAUUGGAGAAGCGUUGUGCGAGCAGUGAGAUAUUGUGCGUAUAGCAAGACGUCGUGCGCAAUAGCGAGGAUUGUAAGUGCGGAAAGGACUUGUACGUGUGCAGUAGGAGGUGUUGUACGGCGGCGUGGUGCAAGGAGGUCGAAGCGAGAGAAGUCUCGACGUGGUGAGCGUGCGUCGCGAACUCUGAGAGGACUAUAAAGCAUGAUGUCCCAAAGAAAGUAUACUAAUGUAACAGGGAGAUUGGAAGGGAAGCGUUCGAAAGAGCUCAUGUCCUCUACCAGUCUUUCUGGUAUGUCGCAGUUAUCCAAUAGCAGCGAGGAAGCAUUGGAGGCCUUGGUACAUAAAUCCCAUAAAUGUAAUAAUUCAGAAAACGCAACGAAUGCAAGAAACGCGCUAAACAACGAAUGGUUAUUGAAUGGACCAAAUGGAAGCAAGGCACCCGUUUUACGUUUCAAGUGUUCCGCCUUAGACAAGCCACCAGAAGAUCCACCUGCUAAGCAGUUACACAUGACUUACAAAAUCUUUCAAACUGACACUAGACUCAUCAAUCGCCUGCUGCAAUCGCAUGGCUUAACAGAGGUACCUAUGAGUGAGACAGAUUUUAACAUACUGUGGAUGGGAAGUCAUCCAAAACCAGAUAUUUUGCGGAAUUUGAUGCCUUAUCAAAAAAUAAACCAUUUUCCUAGGUCUUACGAAAUUACCCGUAAGGAUCGCCUCUACAAAAAUAUCGAAGCUAUGCAGAGGAGUAAAGGCCUUCGAAAUCUUGAUUUUAUACCUCAAACAUUUCUACUGCCUACUGAAGCCAGAGAAUUGAUUUCGGCGCAUUUCAGAUAUAGAGGCCCAUGGAUCGUCAAGCCUAAGGCCAGUUCGCGAGGCCGUGGCAUUUACAUUGUCAAUAAUCCUGAGAAGAUCCUGACAGAUGAAUCAGUUAUUGUGGCGCAAUACAUAAAUAAUCCGCUUUUAGUCGAUGGACAUAAAUGUGAUUUGCGUCUCUAUGUAGCUGUAACAAAUUACGAUCCUCUGCUAAUUUAUUUAUAUGAGGAAGGUUUAGUGAGGUUUGCAGCUGUUAAGUAUGAUAGUGGAAGUCAAUAUAUUUGGAAUCCUUGCAUGCAUCUUUGCAACUAUAGUAUAAACAAGUUCCACGUGGAUUACGUAAAGAGUGAAGAUCCUGAUGCUGAGGAUGUAGGACACAAAUGGACAUUGUCGGCAUUACUCAGACACUUACGCUCGAUAGGUCAAGAUACAGAAUCCCUUAUGCAGCAAAUAGAAGAUAUUAUUAUAAAGACAAUUCUUGCCACUGCAUCUGGAAUUGUCAGCGGUUUAAAGCAGUUCGUAAAACAUCCUGAGACGUGUUUCGAGCUAUUUGGCUUUGAUAUAUUGAUUGAUGAUACGUUGAAGCCGUGGCUGUUGGAAGUAAAUUUAACCCCCUCAUUGGGAUGUGAUUCACUACUAGAUGUUAAACUCAAGUCAGCUUUAAUAGCGGACUUACUUACUCUCGUCGGUAUAGUUGCUGUCGAUCCAAUCCUGCGCUCUCAAAAUUUAAACCGUGCUGCCGUAAAUUCCAAUAAAAAGAUAACUAGUUACAGAAGAGUGCAGUCCGCUGAAACAUUAUCUCAAGGAAAGAAGAAUAUUAAUAGAAAUAAUAAAAACAAAGCAACUCUGAGCACUUUAAGCUCAGAGCAACAACGAAUAGUAGCGUCUGCGAAAGCGCAAUUUGAGAGAAGAGGCGGAUUUGUUAGAAUAUUUCCAAGUCCAAAAUCUUGGGAGCUCUAUUCGCAAUACUUGGAUUCAAUUACAGGUGUACCAAUGAUAUCAGAUCCACUUGGUCCAAGGAGAUUACCGCAACAUACUAAUACUAAUCAUAAUCUGAUGUUGCAUGAACAAUUGUUUCCUGCAGCCAAUCGCGUUACCGGCUACAUUAUUCCAGAAGUAACAUUAGACAGAUUAUCUAGAUAUGAAAGAUAUGAAAGAGCAUUGGUAAAGGGCUACAAACAAAGCUUGGACAGAGGAAAUAAUAAAGAGAAUGUAGAUAUAGAUAUGUACAAAUAUAAAAGCCAAGUAAUACAAUUGAUGCAGGAAGGCAAUAAACUUAGUUCUGGUGAAGCGAGGAGAGCCUUUGGCUUAUAUCUAGGUUAUAUAUUACGAAAAAUAUCGCAGCCUAAUGCAGAUCCGGGAUGUUAUGAUCUCGUUAUGAAGUUUCUCCAACAUUCAUCCUGCAGUUUAAGAACACCGUUUUUAUUUACGUUACCAUGCAGUAAGUUAAGUGACAAGGAUCGAGCUGCCAUUACUGCAAAGCAACUUUCCGACUUCUUGCAUCUGUAUAACAGAGAAACGGAGCUUUACGAAGACACCGUAGAUCGGCCUCGCACUGUCCCUAAUAAACUUUUCCAAAAGUUUUUAGCUGCCGCAAGCGAACAAGACCUCGAUGAUGUGCUAAUUCUGCAAACACGUCUUUACAAGUGUGCUCACAGUUUCUUAGGAAGAAGUGGUUUUGCUGGCAAUCUGCGCGGCGCUAAUCUUCUUGGAUCUUUACCGCAUAUUACAUCGCGAGUAUAUUCCAAUGCUGCCGCAACAGAACAGUGCAGAUGUAGUAGUUAUUCAAUCAAUAGAUUACGUCUCAAGAGGAUUAAAAGAAAUAGAUACAAAUAAACUGGACAAGAACACCGAGCGUUCUUCUCUAUAUGUACGUCUCACUAUAUCUCUAAUGUGGUUUUCUCGAAUGUCUUAUUGUUAGCUGAACAGAAACGGAGUAGAAAGAUAUAGCGAGGCCUAUAUGUAGGAAUGCUCGGUCUAGUCUAAUCAUGACUCUAAAUGUGAGUACAAAUACAAUGUGCAUUAUUAAUGUACCUUGUCUAUGUACACUGUUCGUGAGCUAGCAGUUGCACUGUAGCUCCUCACAUUGUUUCUUUAUUUUCUUUACACACUAUAAUUUUAUGCAACAAUUACGUCAGUUUGCAGACUAAAUUUAAGACGUCCUAAACUUAUUUUAAAACGACAUUACACAAAUUUGUGUUCUAAGCAGAAAUCAUAUAAACAAAUUGCUUAACU